AUGAGGUUACGGACUCAAAGGAAAUGUGCGAUGGACAGUGAUGGAAAGAAGCUCGACCAAGCACCUCCGUUCAAAAAUCCUUUUGUACACGUUUUGAAAUUCACCCCUAUGGAAAAGGCAAAGAUUGCAGUUAUGACAGUCACACUAUUCCCCGUCCGUCUACUCAUAGCUGCAUUUAUGAUGCUGCUGGCUUGGCCUUUUGCAUUUCUGGCCUCAGCGGGACGCUCUGAGACCACUGUUGAACCCCAGUGCCUCUGGAGGAGACUGGUUGACAUCAUCUUAAAGAUCAUCAUGCGGGUCAUGUGGUUUGCAGGUGGCUUCCACUGGAUGACUGUUAAAGGGCAGAGGGCAUUGCCUACCGAAGCACCCAUCCUCACGCUGGCGCCCCACUCAUCUUAUUUUGAUGCCAUCCCAGUCACCAUGACAAUGGCCUCCAUUGUCAUGAAAGCUGAGAGCAAGGAUAUACCUGUGUGGGGAACGUUGAUAAAGUACAUCAGGCCAGUGUUUGUAUCACGAUCAGACCAAAACUCAAGAAAAAUGACUGUGGAAGAGAUAAAACGCAGAGCCCACUCUGGAGGGGAAUGGCCACAGAUCAUGAUUUUUCCAGAGGGGACCUGCACAAAUAGAUCCUGCCUAAUCACCUUCAAGCCAGGAGCUUUCAUCCCAGCAGUACCAGUGCAGCCGGUCGUGAUGCGAUACCCAAAUAAAUUGGACUCAAUAACUUGGACAUGGCAAGGACCUGGAGCGUUUAAAAUUUUAUGGCUGACUCUAUGCCAACUACACAAUGUUUUUGAAAUAGAGUUCCUUCCCAUCUACACACCCUCUGAGGAAGAGAAAAGAAAUCCUGCCCUCUUUGCAGUCAAUGUGAGGCAUAUCAUGGCCAAAGCCUUGGGGGUCCCCAUCACAGAUUAUUCUUUUGAGGACUGCCAGCUCGCUAUGGCAGAAGGCCAGUUGAGACUGCCAGUUGACACUUGCCUGCUGGAGUUUUCCAAACUUGUCAGGAGACUGGGGCUAAAACCCCAGUACACUGAAAAGGUUCUGCAGGAUUAUGGGAACAGGUCCAGGAAUCUGGAAGAGCAGAGGCUGUGUUUGGAAGACUUUGCUCAGUUUUUGGAUGUGCCCGUUUCAGAUAUGUUAAGAGAUGUGUUUUCCCUUUUUGAUGAGAAUGAAGAGAACAGCAUGGAUAUCAGAGAAUAUGUGAUAGCCUUAUCUGUUGUAUGCAGACCUUCUAAAACUCUGGAAACACUGAAAUUGGCCUUCAAUAUGUUUGAAGCUGAGGAGGAUGGCGCAAUCACAGAAAGAGAAUUGGCAGUUAUACUGAAGACUGCUUUGGGAGUGACUGACCUCAGUGUAUCCUGCUUGUUUGCUGCUGUUGAUAACGAAGAUGCAGGAAAGAUCACAUUUGAGAAUUUCAGGAGCUUUGUGGAAGAACACAUUGAUUUUGCGGAAGAGUACUUGUACCCUUACAAUUCUGGUCUCCUCAGUGGUACUUGCCACCAUCAACAAGCAAAGCCAACUCUAUCUUUUAACAAUGUGCAUGGCGCUGCCAACAACAAAAUAACUAACGGCAUCUGCCCUGACUUCAGCCCCAAUGAUCAUGACAGCACAAUACGUGGACUCCUCAAGAAACACAAUUAA
Molecule: messenger RNA, 1638 nt
Organism: Nerophis lumbriciformis (worm pipefish)
Lineage: Eukaryota; Metazoa; Chordata; Actinopteri; Syngnathiformes; Syngnathidae
Source: RefSeq, a predicted model, not a curated record